Trichobilharzia szidati is the source of this 2492-nucleotide messenger RNA. NCBI's taxonomy places the organism in Eukaryota, Metazoa, Platyhelminthes, Trematoda, Strigeidida, Schistosomatidae. The record is from the annotation of a GenBank genome assembly.
GUAAAAUUCCGUCUCUUUUCAAAGUUUGUGCCACAGCAAGUGGCGGAAUUAGUUAUUAGAGCCGUCGUUGUCAAACCGUUUCAAUAUUCGCUUCACCCAUAUGAUUAUUCUCUAUGGACCUAGGAUACAUGCAGAGACCUCGUGUCGUUUUUAGAAAUAAUAUUCUAAAUACUCGUGCCCAACUGUUGGAAGUGUUCUUUCGACGAAUUGCCCUUGGUUAUACUAGCGUGUUUUCGCUGACUGCUCGUCGUCUCAUUGAAUUCGUAUUUCUGGUUCAGGCUGUUUUCGUCCUUGUCAUUUUCAUACACUUACAUAUUACUUUUGUCAAAUCACCUAUAACAUGUUUGGAUAGUUUACGUAAUGAAUUCAGCAGUGUACACAAGUCUGAAUCAGAUUCACCAAUCAAAUCGGAGAAGACAACGAAUACAACUCCCUUUUCAGAAAAUAGUACAUCUAAACCGUCUUGGUCUUGGCUUCGAUAUGGUAUAUUACGCAUUGAAGUUAUUCCAUCUCCAGAUCCAUCCUAUUCAUUGGCAGACUCUUAUGCCAAAGAAUUUUACGGCACUGAUACUGAGUAUACUUUAGAAGUGGAUAGUGAACAGUUUCCAACGCAUGAUGCUGCUGCUGAUGCUGAUGAUGGCGAUGCUGAUAAGCAUUCAGAUAAUUCCAUGCUGAUGGUUCCUAUACUAAAAAAUUCUCAGCAUUCUGUUAUAUCUUUUGGUGGAAAAAAUUUACUUCAUGAGAUACAGAAUUUUUGGCAUGCUAUUCUGACAUUUCCAUCGCUUGCCUUUACGCAUAUUAAAAAAGAUGUCAAUUAUAUUGUCGACCAGAUAUAUAUUGAUGAAGACAGUGAAAAUGAUUGGUCGUCAUCGUCGUCAAUAGGUCCUGUGACUUCAUACAAUCAUAGGAUUCAUUCAUUUAAGAUUAAAAUUGGCCGAUUUUUAUCCAUUUUUAAACGUAUAGUUGUUGAUGUCUUUGUGUCUGUUCACCAGUUUUUCCGUGACAUUCUAACGCGUGUAUACACUUCACCAAGUUCUGCAGCAACACGUACAGACGACGACAGCUAUAUAAUUGAAUAUGCUUUAGAAUAUGGCUUUCUCCGUCUUUCACCACAGGCGCGUAAACAGUUUAACAUAACAGUGAAAUUGGUCGUCCUUGAUCCUCAAAGUAAUCCUUGUUUCGGUGGUGUUGUCAGUCGAUUUCUUAUGGAUGAAUUUUUGGGCUAUGAAGAUCUUCUAAUUGGAAGUAUAAAAUAUCUGUCUGCUACUGAAGGUCUAAAAGGCUAUGUGGUGAAUGUAAUGAAUGGACAGCAUUAUCGUCUUGUCGCUGCUCAAAUGUCAUGGUCAUCCUACUUUGCUGCUGGUUUUAUAAUGCUAUUGUUUACGUAUUGUGUAUCGACUCUGCUAAGAUAUUCCAGUCAGCAGUUGGUUGUUGGGAUUGCUGAUGUCCUGCAAAUGUUUGAAACAAACGUACCGUUUAGAAUUCCUGUCGCAUCUUUUCUGACGGUUAUUUUGGCUCUUGUUGCUAUGGAAACUAUAAUGUCGGAAUUUUUCGGGGAUUCCAUCACAGCCUUUUAUGUCAUUGUAAUUGUUAGUGUUGCUGAUCAAUACGAAGCGGUGUUUUGUCGUACUGGACUAAGCAGAAAAUAUUGGCCAAGAUUCUUCUACAUGUAUCAUUUUGGAUUUUAUGCCUACCAUUAUCGUUUCAAUGGUCAAUUUAGUGGAGUUGCUCUUAUGGUCUCUUGGUUGUUUAUCCUGCAUUCUAUUAUAUACUUCUUUCAUCAUUAUGAAUUACCGAGUCUUCUUCUUGGUGAAUGGGAAUUGCAUCGACUUGUUUCUCAUCAUAAUAAUAAUAGUGAUCAUAUCAUGAAUCGAUUUCACUUACAAAUUGCUACUCCUGCAGCGACAACCACAACUAGAGCAUCAACAACAUCAUCACGGUUAUCUUCUUCUUCUGCUGCUGCUGCUCAAAAUGACAGAAAUGUAUCUGUCAACGAAGUAGACAAUUCCAUUGAAGAAAAUUCAACAGAAUUAGACACUGUGGAUAGAUCAUCAGAAUGAAGACGAUUAUGAUGACGGUGGAUAAUAUCUGUUAAAAGUGAUACAGACAGAUCAGCGUCAAUCUUCAAAUGAUAAUAUCCCAUGCUCGAUGGAGUGAUUUCAUAUAUGCCCACGUACAUACAUACAUACAUACAUAACCUGUACAGAAGUUAUUCCUGUAGAAUCUUUACAUAUUAUAACUGCAUCAUAAUAAUUAAUAUACAGGAUUAGAAUUGAGAACCCUAAUAGAUUCUUUGGUGAAUAUAGAAGAAGAGUAAUAAUAACAUAUAAAAUGACAUCUAGAAAAUUAAAACAAGUGGUAAUUCAGUCAGCAAAGAAACUUUUCUCAACAAUGAAUUUAUUUUCAAGAGUUUGUUUUCUAAGGAUUAGAUUUGUUUUUUCCGAGGAUGCAAUAGCUGUCUAGCAGUACUCCCCCACCCCCAGCUGGUUGUC